Molecule: messenger RNA, 1135 nt
Organism: Musa acuminata subsp. malaccensis (wild Malaysian banana)
Lineage: Eukaryota; Viridiplantae; Streptophyta; Magnoliopsida; Zingiberales; Musaceae
Product: probable transcriptional regulator RABBIT EARS
Source: RefSeq, a predicted model, not a curated record
CUGAGUUGUGGGUGGGAUCAAUCGCUGCUGAUGGUGGAAAGCAAACUCUACCGAUAGAAUCAGAAGCGUCAUGACAAGCGAAAAAGGGCCUCCAAGUUUACCAUGAAGAGACUCUCUAGCCUUGCAUUUCCUCCAUAGAUUCCCAUGUACCUUUCCUUGUCUUCAACUUGGAUGCCGAUGCUCUGCUGCUCCAACUAUAUCCCUUCUUCUCUACGCUUUUCGAUGGCAGCACACCGGCAUAGCAGCAGCAGCAGCAGCAGCUGAGUAGUGGGCAGCUCGUCAAGAUCUUCAUCCAGGAACGAGAGGUAUGGAGCAAGCGAGAUGUUGGAUGUGGGCAAGAGCAAACUACAGCAGCAGGCCUCACCUCAGCACUCAGAUCCAUAGACUCCUCUUUGGAUCUUCCUACAACCAAUCAUGGGAGGAGAAAGCCUUCGCCGAAGACGCUGCAGGCCACUUGGGAGGCUGCGUGUGGCCUCCGAGAUCUUAUUCAUGCAGCUUUUGCAGACGAGAGUUCCGGUCAGCACAAGCUCUCGGUGGGCACAUGAACGUGCACCGAAGGGAUAGAGCCAGGCUCAGGCAAUGUUCGAGCGUCGGCGGAGAAGCUGGCGAAGACCAACAGCAUCCAAAUCCUUGCUUAAUGGUGGCCAUGGCCUCAGAGCAUCCACCGCAGGUUAACCCUAACCCUAAUUCUGGCGUUCCAGCAUCAUCUGUCCCUCCUAGGGUUCCUGCUGCAGCCACCAAAGGAAAUUGGACUGAGGACGCCGUGUUCUCCCCUUCCUUCUCUUCAUCCAGAGCUGGUUCCAUGGAGCAUUCUACACCUCUCCAUCUGGUUCUUGGCCCACAGCUGAAGCUCGGGGUGGAAAACUUGGGGUCCAAGAAAGCCUGUGAAGAUGAGGAGCAGAACCGUAACAAGAGAAGAAGAACCGAGACAACGCCUGUUUUCUUCAUGAAAUCCUUUUCUUGUGAUCAGCAACGAGUUCAACCUGAGGCACUAAACCAUGACACAGUUGAAGAGUUGGAUCUUGAGCUCAGGCUUGGAGAUGCUCCCAAAGUCAACUAGAAUUUGGACCUCUUCUGCUUUCAUCAGUAUGUAUAUUAACCUUGUGUUCUUAGUUAUCUCAAUUAUCUUUCUAAU